Molecule: messenger RNA, 964 nt
Organism: Xylaria bambusicola
Lineage: Eukaryota; Fungi; Ascomycota; Sordariomycetes; Xylariales; Xylariaceae
Product: mitochondria fission 1 protein
Exons: 4
Coding region: 360-815 (151 amino acids)
Biological process (GO): mitochondrial fission; autophagy of mitochondrion; peroxisome fission
Cellular component (GO): peroxisomal membrane; mitochondrial outer membrane
Molecular function (GO): protein binding
Source: RefSeq, a predicted model, not a curated record
ACCCAGGCUCGCUACAUAGUAGGCUCGCUAGGCUCGCUAGGUACUGUACAUAUGUAGCUACGUACCUGGUUAGCGUGCACAGGUACUUAGCCCUGCUGUUGCCUCCACCUCCUCGGGUAGGCGAGGGUCAAGCUGGUUCAUCAGGCAUGUGUGCACUUUAGCUUCUGACUUCAUUCAGACCAAUUCAUAUCCGCUACACCAACUCUUACCUACCUUAUAAACGAGUGAAUCUCAAGCUACAGCUAUUCCUAACCAUACCGUCUCUAUAUUAGCGCUCCGGUCCAGCAGCGCCUACGAAAGACUGCGGCGCAGAGGCUGCCUAACCUUUUGAUCACGAGCCGAGACACUUCAACUCAAAGAUGACUGCGCUACCACACGCCGUCGAUGCGGAAACUCCGCUGAGGGAAGAGGAGCUACAAGUUCUUCGAGCACAAUACGAGAAAGAAGGUGAUAUGGUGGGCGUACAGACCAAGUUCAACUAUGCAUGGGGUCUUGUAAAAUCAAAUUCUAGAAACAACCAGCAGACGGGGGUACGCCUACUAUCCGAAAUAUUUCGAGUAGCGCCAGAGCGUCGUCGCGAAUGCCUCUACUACCUUGCUUUAGGCAAUUACAAGCUGGGCAACUACGGCGAGGCGAGACGUUACAACGAUCUACUCCUCGAGAAAGAGCCGGCGAAUUUGCAGGCCUCGGACUUGCGUCGGCUGAUUGACGACAAGGUUACGAAAGAAGGGCUGAUGGGUGUAGCGAUCAUAAGUGGCGUGGCCAUUGCCGCGGGUGUAGUUGGUGGCAUUCUUUUCCGGGGCAAGAGACGGUGAUUUGGAAAACGACAGCAGAACGAGGCUUGUAUAGUCGAGCGUGGGUGGUUGCAUUUGGCUUGGGCGUUCAAACGGUUGGUAUAUUUAGUGACGUUCUCCCCUUAUCGCAUCUAUAUACAUAAUAUCCUAUGCUCCCUUGGUACCUGUGC